This is a messenger RNA of Arachis ipaensis, 2366 nucleotides long. NCBI's taxonomy places the organism in Eukaryota, Viridiplantae, Streptophyta, Magnoliopsida, Fabales, Fabaceae. The record is from RefSeq and is a predicted model, not a curated record.
ACAUUUUGACAUUUGUUAUACCCGCCACUCUCUCCAUUUGUUUUAUUAUUUUUUUAAUAAAACUAAAAGAGCUGAUGAGAGUGAGAGGAAGUGAUGCUUUUAAACAUAUGAGAGUGAGAAUACGAAACCCUAACAAUCGUGCCACCAUUCAUCUCCACAGCGAAGCCAUUUUUGCCUCCGAUUGAGCUUUUGCGACUUGAUUCUUCGGUCUCGAUCUGAAAUUUGUCACCGCCAUAAGCGACGUCGUUGUUGUUGGCCUCCGACUGUGCUUCUGCGAUUUGGUUUUUCUUCUUUGUGAAUCACUAAUUACUAAUUUGAUCUACUUCAUCUUCUUAUUUGAAUUUUUCUAAUUAGAUCUUCAUAUUUUUGAUCUGGUUCAUGUCUAUAAAGCUGACGAAUUUGUUGCUAAUAUAUUCCCAAUCGCAGAUUUUUAGUUUCGUAACUGAUUUUUCAUUUGAUUAUUAGAUCUCUAUUUGUAACUAAUAUUUUGUAACUGAUUGCUAAUAUUUUUCAUUUGAUUUUUAGUUUCGUAACAGAUAUUUCGUAACUGAUUGUGAUAUUUGAAUUAUUAGAUCCAUUUUCUGAUUCUCAAUUUUUGUUUCAAUGUAUCGAUUAGCUUCCAAGCUAGCCUCCUCCAUCACUUCGUCGACCUCAUGGAGCGUUAUACACUGCGUGGUUAUUUCAAGUAGAAACUAUACGAGCAAAGACAUCAACUUUGGCGUUGGAGCUCGUGCUACAAUUCUUCAGAGUGUCACUAAGGUUGCUAAUGCUGUCAAAGUUACCAUGGGACCCAAGGGUCGUAAUGUAAUUAUUGAGAAAAGUUAUAGGAACCCAAGGAUCACAAAUGAUGGUGUGACAGUAGCUAAGAGUAUCAAAUUUCAGGAUAAGGCUAAGAACAUUGGUGCUGAUCUUGUUAAGCAGGUUGCCAAGGCUACCAACACUGCUGUUGGAGAUGGUACAACUUGUGCGACUGUGUUAAGUCAGGCAAUACUGACAGAAGGUUGCAAAUCGAUCGCAGCUGGUGUAAAUGUCAUGGAUUUGCGUAAUGGAAUAAAUAAGGCAGUUGAUGCUGUAAUUACUGAUUUGAAAAGCAGGGCAGUAAUGAUAAGCACACCUGAAGAGAUAACCCAGAUCUUUGUACCCAACAUAAAUUAUCUCACUGUUAGGACUAAGGUGUGUUUGAUUUUAUACAAACUGAGGUCCAUGGUUUAAACUUGAACUAUGCCACAUGGUUUCUGGCAUUUUCACUGUCUCACGAAUAAAUGUUUGUGUUCUCUGCUGACAUUAAACCAUUGUAAGAGUCAAACAAUGGACGGAAGGUCAAGAUAGGAGUUGGAGUUGGAGUCUCAGUUGGCGUAUUAUGUGGCCUUCUCUUAGCAUUCUGUUUGAUAUGGAAAAGACGAAAAAUGGCCACUCUAAAAGAGACUAAUGCAGCAUUAAAGGAUCAGUCCAAGAAAGAACAAGAGGAAGAUCCAGAGGUUCCAUUAUAUGACCUAUCAGUUAUAGCUUCUUCCACUAAUAACUUUUCACACAAAAAUAAGCUUGGAGAAGGUGGUUUUGGACCUGUGUUUAAGGAACAUUAGAAAAUGGGCAAAGAAUUGCAGUUAAAAGACUUUCAGCUAGUUCCGGACAAGAGAUCAAGGAAUUUAAGAAUGAAAUUGCCUUGAUAGCCAAACUUCAGCAUCGUAAUCUUGUAAAGCUUCAUGAAUAUUGCAUGUUAAAAAGCUAAUUAAAAAGCUUUGAUAGGAAGAGUGGUGUUAGGGGAUCUUAAUCAAAGUAAAUAAAAAGAUAGAUGCCGGGUUUAAAGAAGGGAUUAAUGUGCUUUGGUUUCUAAUUUUGUGUUUUUCUAACUGGUUGUCAACUGUCAAGAAGGCUUAGGGUGUUCGUUAGUGGGUACCUUCUUGAAAUCACUUGUGAAUGCAUCCCUGGUUGCCAAGAAGGUUUUCUCUCUCUCUCACUCUCAAACACACACACACACACUCUACUUUCUCUCUCUAAAUAUUGUUUUGUUUAUGAAUGUGCAUAUGUGUUAUGUGAGGGUUAGUCUUUUUUGAUAUAUAUAUUUAAAUUGUAUGUUGAAUUGUCUCAGUUAAAUUUUGCAACUGAGAAACAAAGAAGAGAGCAAUUGAAUGGCAAAUACAAAAUACUGAGAAGUCUUUUCCCAAGCCCCACAAAGAAUCCUUGACUUUUUGUAUUGGCGAUGCUAAAACCUCUUAAAUAAAAUUGGUUAGCUUGUUUUCUUAGAUUAUUGAUAACUUGGAACAAAGAUUUUACAAGAAUUUACGUAAUGAAAACUUGGCUUCAGAGAAUGUUGUCUUAUGUAUAUAUAAAAAAUUGUUAUAGUUGUAUAUUUAUAGUUAAAAAAU